CACCGUGUAUAGCCUGAUUUUCUGUGUCGUAUCGAUCUCGGAUGUGGUUAACUUUACGGGUGGUAAACCUCUAAAUGAACUCAGUGCCUCGAUUAAGAUUCAGCAACCUGUAUUUGACUUGAACAUAAGCGGAUCAAGACAGUAAGGUCUGCCAAAACGUUGUUCUCUGUCACAUUAUCAGGAUUAUAUGACGACGCAGAGACGCCGCUCAUCGUGGAUUUGGGGAAUGUGAGCGCGCGUUUAUUACAAGGAUUGUGAACGCGUGCGGAGAGUGUUCUGAGAGGCUCUUCUGUACGUGGCAGCGAAAAAUCACUGCAAAACAGCUGAAACAUAGCGGAGGAGUCGCUAUAAAGCUCCUUCAGCGGAUCUGUCCCAUCACACGUUCACACUUCCAACUCAAACCGAGGUUUUGCUUGACAAUGGCAACAAUUCUGGUGUUAACGCUGUUGACUCUGUCGUCCUUCUCUUCUCCCGCGCAAGCCGAAAUCUUCACAUCAAUUGGCCAAAUGACAGACCUGAUAUUUACAGAGAGGGAGCUUGUCCAAUCCCUGAAAGAAUACAUUGAAGCAGAAGAGACGAAACUUGAAGCUGUUAAGAGCUGGGCUAAUAAACUGGAUACGUUGACACGUGCGUCCACAUCGGACCCUGAAGGCUUCCUGGCUCACCCGGUGAACGCCUACAAGCUGAUGAAGAGACUCAACACUGAGUGGUCUCAGUUAGAGAGUCUGGUGCUGCAGGACCCAUCAGAUGGCUUUAUAUCAAACAUGUCUAUGCACAGACAGUAUUUCCCAGAUGAGGAGGAUGAGAAGGGAGCAGCCAAAGCGCUCAUGCGUCUGCAGGACACGUACAAACUGGACUCGGAAAGCUUCUCUAAAGGCAAACUGCCAGGAGUGCGCUAUAACGCUCAGCUGACAGUGGAUGACUGCUUUGACAUGGGGAAACUGGCCUACAAUGAGAACGACUACUAUCAUUCAGUGCUGUGGAUGCAGCAGGCGCUCAGACAGAUGGACUCGGGCGAAGACGCCAAGACGCCCAAGGCUGAUAUUUUAGAUUAUCUUAGUUACUCAGUCUAUCAGAUGGAUGACUUGCCACGAGCCAUUGAACUCACCAGACGCUUGGUGGCCAUCGAUCCCAGUCACCAGAGGGCAGGAGGAAACCUGCGCUACUUUGAGCGGCUGCUGUCUAAGGAGCUGAGGGACAAGGGUCGCAGCCAGCAGGAGCCUGCAGACGAGAGGCCCAUUCAGCUGGACACGUAUGAGCGGCCCAAAGACUACCUGCCCGAGAGAGAGGUCUACGAGGCCCUCUGCAGGGGAGAGGGAGUCAAAAUGACUAUCAAGAGACGUAGCCGGCUGUUCUGCCGUUAUCAGGAUGGCAACAGGAACCCGCGUCUGCUGCUCAAACCGAUGAAGGAGGAGGAUGAGUGGGACAGUCCUCACAUCGUUCGCUUUCUGGAGGCCCUCUCUGAUCAAGAGAUAGAGAAGAUCAAGGAGCUGGCCAAACCCAAGCUUGCGAGAGCCACAGUGAGAGACCCAAACACAGGUGUUCUGACAGUCGCCCAUUACAGAGUUUCCAAAAGCGCGUGGUUAGAAGGGGAAGAUGAUCCGGUGAUUGCGCGGGUCAAUCAGAGAAUAGAGGACAUCACUGGAUUAACUGUAGACACUGCUGAACUUCUCCAGGUGGCUAACUAUGGCGUUGGAGGUCAAUAUGAACCACAUUUUGAUUUCUCAAGGCGUCCUUUUGACAGCAACCUCAAGGUUGAUGGAAAUAGACUUGCCACCUAUCUCAACUACAAAGAUGAACCUGAUGCUUUCAAAUCAUUAGGCACUGGAAAUCGUGUGGCUACUUAUUUAAAUUAUAUGAGUGAUGUUGAGGCUGGAGGGGCGACAGUUUUCCCUGAUUUUGGUGCUGCUAUUUGGCCUAGAAAGGGAACAGCAGUGUUCUGGUACAACCUCUUUAAAAGUGGUGAAGGAGAUUACAGAACGAGACAUGCAGCCUGUCCUGUUCUAGUAGGCAGUAAAUGGGUUUCAAACAAAUGGAUCCAUGAGAGAGGUCAAGAGUUCAGACGCCCGUGUGGCCUGACUGAAGUGGACUGAUCUUGAGUUCGGUUCUAACCGCAGUGCCUCGACUCUGCAAACACAGACACGAUCAGACACUCCAGAUGCCUCAAGAACGUACAUGAGUUCCAGUCAGGACUAGCUGCUGUGAAACACAAGCAGGCUGAGUUUUGUGGGCCAUUCUGUGUGGAAGGGAUUCUCUUUUAUUUAGAGUGUUUUCAUUUAACCCUUGCUUUACAUUUCUUGGCAGAUUAAACUGGAGUAUUAUGUCAUGGUGGAAAUCUCAUUGCGUUUAUGUAAUACAUAAAUUAUUGUUCUGUUCUUCAGUGUUUAUUUUAUAUUCUUAUAUGGUUUGCAAUAAAAAUGUCUAAAUGUAA
Molecule: messenger RNA, 2431 nt
Organism: Labeo rohita (rohu)
Lineage: Eukaryota; Metazoa; Chordata; Actinopteri; Cypriniformes; Cyprinidae
Gene: p4ha2
Product: procollagen-proline, 2-oxoglutarate 4-dioxygenase (proline 4-hydroxylase), alpha polypeptide 2
Exons: 17
Coding region: 420-2093 (557 amino acids)
Biological process (GO): peptidyl-proline hydroxylation to 4-hydroxy-L-proline
Cellular component (GO): endoplasmic reticulum
Molecular function (GO): iron ion binding; protein binding; procollagen-proline 4-dioxygenase activity
Source: RefSeq, a predicted model, not a curated record